Diospyros lotus (date-plum) is the source of this 1559-nucleotide messenger RNA. Its product is annotated as L-idonate 5-dehydrogenase-like. Bases 232 to 1314 code for a protein of 360 amino acids. The record is from RefSeq and is a predicted model, not a curated record. NCBI's taxonomy places the organism in Eukaryota, Viridiplantae, Streptophyta, Magnoliopsida, Ericales, Ebenaceae. Gene Ontology annotation, molecular function: zinc ion binding; oxidoreductase activity, acting on the CH-OH group of donors, NAD or NADP as acceptor. The transcript is spliced from 6 exons.
CCCUCCCUCCCUCUCAAACAAACAAACAAACAAAAAAAAACUCAUUAGUAUGAUGUGAUUGCUGGAGAGAAAAAAAAAAAACUCCACGCAAGAGAAUUUGGUUUACUGAAAUAAAAUAUCUCACCAAACAACAACCGCUAUAUUAGAACAUUUUCCCAAAGACCCAAUUCACAGCGAUUCCUUGAUGAUCAACCCCUUCACACACACACACACACACACAGAGGGGCUGGGAUGUCACAGAGUGGAGGAGAAGAACCAGCAAAAGAGGAGAACAUGGCAGCUUGGCUUCUUGCUGUCAAAACCCUGAAAAUCCAACCCUACAAUCUACCUCCUCUUGGUCCUCAUGAUGUUAAAGUAAGGAUGAAAGCUGUUGGCAUAUGUGGGAGUGAUGUUCAUCACUUCAAGCACAUGAGAUGCGCAAACUUCAUUGUUAAGAAGCCUAUGGUAAUUGGCCACGAGUGUGCCGGUGUCAUAGAUGAAAUUGGCAGUGAAGUGAAAACUCUGCAGGUGGGUGAUCGCGUAGCAGUGGAACCUGGUAUUAGUUGCGGGCAAUGUCAUCUCUGCAAGGAUGGUCGCUACAAUUUGUGCCGUGAAAUGAAAUUCUUUGGCUCUCCUCCCACCAAUGGUGCUCUAGCUAAUCUGGUGGUGCAUCCUGCAAAACUCUGCUUUAAGCUACCUGACAAUGUGAGCUUGGAAGAAGGGGCAAUGUGUGAACCACUGAGCGUAGCCGUCCAUGCUUGUUGCCGAGCUGAAGUCGGUACACAAACAAACGUUUUGAUCAUGGGAGCCGGACCUAUAGGCCUUUUAACAAUGCUGGCAGCUCGAGCUUUUGGGGCUCCAAAGAUUGUAAUGGUUGACGUAGAUGAAUGCCGUUUAACAUUUGCCAAAGAUCUGGGUGCUAAUGAGAUCAUUCAAGUUUCAACAAAUAUUCAGGAUGUGGGAGUGGAAGUGGUCAAGAUACAGAAUGCCAUGGACGGCAAUGUGGAUGUGAGCUUUGAUUGUGUUGGCUUUAACAAAACCACGACAACUGCUUUGAGUGCCACUCCAGCAGGCGGUAAAGUUUGCCUUGUUGGAUUGGGCCAAAGUGAGAUGACAAUCCCCCUUACACAAGCUGCUGCAAGGGAGGUCGAUGUAAUUGGCAUAUUCCGAUAUAGGAACACGUGGCCAAUUUGCAUUGAGUUUCUGAAAUCUGGAAAGAUUGAUGUGAAGCCCCUCAUAACACACAGGUUCAAGUUUACUCAAGAGCAGAUUGAGGAAGCCUUUGAAACCAGUGCUCGGGGUGGUAAUGCCGUCAAGGUCAUGUUUAGUAUUUAAGAGUUGGAUAAAUGGUGAAUCAAAAGGGAUUGGCACGCUGGUGACAUGAUUACCUGAUAUUAGUAAUAAAUCAGUAUGCAUCGUUUUGAGUCCUUACAUUUUCAGUAAUAAAUCCAGAUGUAGCUUAGUUGCAUCUUCUUUAUGAGCUUGAAUUCCAUCCUUGGUCUGUUGUGCCUUUCCCGAUGAAUAUUCAUCUCUGCUAACGAAACCACCUCUGAUAGUCCUUUUUCCAUGACGAAUUUCUA